Messenger RNA from Hevea brasiliensis (rubber tree), 1961 nucleotides. RefSeq names its product E3 ubiquitin-protein ligase RGLG2. The transcript has 12 exons. The record is from RefSeq and is a predicted model, not a curated record. Lineage: Eukaryota; Viridiplantae; Streptophyta; Magnoliopsida; Malpighiales; Euphorbiaceae. Bases 421 to 1797 code for a protein of 458 amino acids.
AUCUGUUUCAUUUCGUGCAUAUCCAACGGGCACUCACUAAUCACUAACAACUGUUACUUUGAUUCCAUACAAGGCAAGGCAAGGCAACCAAAUAAUAAUAAUAAUAAUAAUAAGGAAAAAACAGCUCUGAUUGCAUUGGCACGAAACUUCCAUGUUCUGGGCAUUCUGAAAUACCAAGAACAAAAGCCAAUCAAUUAUUGAAAAGAUGCUGAGCUGGAGAAAGCAUUUUAACUUUCCUUUCCUUGUUGAUUUUGUCAUGUGGAUUAAAUUUUCAAAAAGCCUGAAGCAUUAGCAGGAUCAGAUCCAAAUCCACUUCCAGUCCACUAUUCAGGAAUCUCUGCAUUUUCGGACGAUGCUACCAGGGGUUUUCGCAUCUGGGGAAGAAAAGUAAUUGCCAAAGUUUUAUAGAUAAUUAAGUUGAUGGGGGGCAAAAAUUCAAGGGAGGGAAGUUGGAGGUCCAAUUCUUCUAUACGUUCAAAUUCGUCGUCAUGGGGAGGUUCAAAUCAUGGUUAUUCUGAAUCCUCGUAUGGUCAAGAAAACUACAGCUACAACCACCCGCCCCAGCAAUUUUAUGGUCAAGAAGGUUAUAGCUACAACUACGCACCUCAUCAAUCAGAUGGGUCACAUCAACAUUGUUCGUCCUCGCAGAACUUUAACCAUGAUAGAAGGCAGCUUGAUAGGAAGUAUUCAAGAAUUGCUGAUGAUUACAAGUCCUUGGACCAGGUGACUGAGGCCCUUGCACGUGCUGGCCUUGAGUCUUCCAAUCUUAUUGUUGGUAUUGAUUUCACAAAGAGCAAUGAGUGGACAGGUGCAAGAUCAUUUAACAGACGAAGCUUGCAUCACAUUGGAGAUGGUUUAAAUCCCUAUGAACAAGCAAUAUCCAUUAUUGGAAAAACUUUAGCUGCAUUUGACGAGGAUAACUUGAUUCCCUGUUUUGGAUUUGGGGAUGCUUCCACACAUGAUCAGGAUGUUUUCUGCUUCUAUCCUGAUGAGAGAUUCUGCAAUGGAUUUGAGGAAGUUCUGAGUCGCUACAGGGAAAUCGUGCCCAAUCUUCGACUUGCAGGACCGACAUCUUUUGCUCCUGUCAUUGAAAUGGCAUCAACCAUUGUUGAGCAGAGUGGUGGCCAGUACCAUGUUUUAUUAAUAAUUGCAGAUGGGCAGGUUACUAGAAGUGUUGAUACAGCACGUGGCCAGCUAAGUCCUCAGGAGCGGAAGACUGUUGAUGCCAUUGUAGAGGCAAGCAAGCUUCCCUUAUCAAUUGUAUUAGUUGGGGUUGGAGAUGGACCUUGGGACAUGAUGAGGGAAUUUGAUGAUAACAUCCCUGCUCGAGAGUUUGAUAAUUUCCAGUUUGUAAAUUUCACAGAAAUCAUGUCAAAGCGUGUGGACUCAUCCCGAAAGGAGACAGAAUUUGCUCUUGCUGCUCUAAUGGAAAUUCCUUCCCAAUAUAAAGCAACAAUAGAGCUUAAUAUAUUGGGUCGUGGCAAGGGGAAUGUUUCUGAGAGGGUUCCUCUCCCUCCACCUUUAUAUGGUGCAGCAUCUUUCAGCAGCUCUAAACCUUCUCGAUCUAGCAGUUAUAAGCCAAGUGUUCCUUCUUAUCCGGUUGACAGCCGACCUGCCAGCUCAGCUCCAUCUGCUCCAAGUUCAACUUAUGAUAAUCAGGUUUGUCCCAUAUGCCUCACUAAUGCGAAGAACAUGGCCUUUGGUUGCGGUCAUCAGACAUGCCGCGAAUGUGGAGAAAGCCUUCAGUUAUGUCCUAUCUGUCGAAGAGAAAUUCAAAUGAGAAUAAAGCUUUACUAAGCAGCGGUGCAUCGAUUGCUCCUUUUUUUUUGUAUAAAUUAAUUUUUAUCAUUCUUUGUGUUCGUUAUAUAAAUAUUCAAAAUAUUGGUUCUGCUGGUGUUAGCUUCGGAUGUAUGAUCUGAAUUCAAGGAAAUCAAUUCAAUGUUCUGUGUAAAUUACUCGUA